Messenger RNA from Papilio xuthus (Asian swallowtail), 1097 nucleotides. RefSeq names its product WW domain-binding protein 4. Lineage: Eukaryota; Metazoa; Arthropoda; Insecta; Lepidoptera; Papilionidae. The record is from RefSeq and is a predicted model, not a curated record. The transcript has 7 exons. Gene Ontology annotation, biological process: mRNA splicing, via spliceosome. The coding region runs from base 215 to 1084 and encodes 289 amino acids. Gene Ontology annotation, molecular function: RNA binding; protein binding; zinc ion binding. Gene Ontology annotation, cellular component: precatalytic spliceosome; nucleus.
ACAAAUUCUGUCACUGUCAUUCUCUGUUAUCAUAACCUUCUAAUUUAUAAACUUAGAAAAAUAUACUGUUGAUAAAUAUUAAUGAUAAUUGAUAACCUUUCUAGCGUGACAUACCAAACUAUAAUUUUAUAUUCGUUGUUUAAGCGUGUAACUAAACUAACAAAAAAGUAUUACCUCAAAACCAUUGCAAGCUAAGAACACAACAAGGCAUACAAUGACAGAAUACUGGCAGUCGACCGCUCGGAAAUAUUGUGAAUUUUGCAAGUGUUGGUUUGCAGACAGUAAAGUGUGUAUAUCAUUUCAUGAGAAUGGUAAGAGACACAAGGAAAAUGUUCAAAAGCAUAUUUCUCAACUUAGCAAAAAAAGUGCAAAGGAAUUUAAGCAAAAAGAAAAAAUUGAUGAUGAAAUGAAAAAAAUGGAAGCAGCUGCCAUGGCUGCUUACUUAAAAGAUGUUAAGAAUAAUGGUGAUCUCACAUCUAAAGUUAUAAAUGAAAUGGUUGAGAAAAGCGGAGGCAGUGCAGCUGAUAUAACUCUCAGUUGUAGCACAAAAGAUAAAUCAGCUCCUGAGUGGCAUGAAAUUAAAAGUGAGAGUGGAAGUUCUUAUUUCUGGAACACAAAGACAAAUGAAACAACCUGGAAUCCACCAGAUAAUUAUUUAUCAAUAGUAAAACAAGAAGAAAAGAAACUAAAAAAUGAGCAGCCAGAAAAGAAACAGAAAAAACCUAAGAAACAAAAACAAGAUGAGUGUUUCAAAGAAGUUGAAGCUCUAAUGAAAAGAGAGAAAAUGAAAGAUUUAGCCGAUAACACAAAGCCUAGCAAUAGUGAUGUCCAGUAUGGGCCGUCACAACGCCCGGCCAAUCCGUAUGGUUCAUGGAAACCAGUUGUUGAUGAGUGUCAAGAAACCAUAGACCUCCAGUUGCCAAAAGGCAAGGAGCAGCCUCCGCCGCCCGUAGUCGUGCUGCCAGAAGUGGUGCAGUUCAAGGAGAAACGCGUCGAGUCCCUCGGUGACGGACCAGUCGACUUCAAGAAGAGAAAAUUGAACGUCCAAAAACGGAACAUACGACAGAAACUUGACGAUGAUUAAUAAAUAUUAUAAU